Messenger RNA from Acanthopagrus latus (yellowfin seabream), 1843 nucleotides. RefSeq names its product zinc finger BED domain-containing protein 4-like. Gene Ontology annotation, molecular function: DNA binding. NCBI's taxonomy places the organism in Eukaryota, Metazoa, Chordata, Actinopteri, Spariformes, Sparidae. The record is from RefSeq and is a predicted model, not a curated record. The coding region runs from base 222 to 1430 and encodes 402 amino acids. The transcript has 4 exons.
AGACUCGAUCGGGACUCGGACGUUACGACCCGAUCAGAGAUCGGUUUUAUAUAUAUUUAUUUAGUCAUUAUUUGUAUUAGAUUGUUGAUAUAUGGGCUAUUGGUGAUUCAAAAAAAUAAAAAAUAAAAUGAGUAUUUACUACCACCGUUUACGGCAUGCGCAUGUGCAGAAGACCAGCAUGCUAGUUUGUUUUGAAGCGGAGUGGCGAGUUGUGGCGCACCAUGUCUGCUUUGUGGAAGUAUUUUGAAGUAUGUGAGGAGAACGAUGCAGUCGCAAACUGUCAAAUUUGCAAAGUUGGAAUAUCGAGGGGUGGUAAGGACAAAGCGUCGUUUAAUACCACAAACUUAAUUCGGCACUUAAAAAACAAACACCCGGCCGAACAUGCGGAGUUUAUGCAAACAAUCAAGCCGAAAACUAGCCACCAGCUCACAGUGGUAGAGGCUUUUAAGAGGAAGGAGAAACUGCCCCAUGACAGCGAAAAGUCGAGAAAGUUAACCCAAAAAAUUGCUGAAAUGAUAGCAAUGAGUGACCAGCCACUCUCCCUGGUAGACGACCCGGGUUUUAGAAUGCUUAUGGAGUACAUGGAGCCAAGGUACGAAAUGCCGUCUCGACGCCACAUGACGGAAAAGGCCCUACCAGCGCUCCAGAAAAAAAUUAUCGACAAGUUAAUUGUCCUACUGAAAGAUGUGCCUGACGUCGCAUUCACCACAGAUAUCUGGAGCUCGUCUGUGUGCCCCAUGUCCCUUCUAAGCCUCACUGCUCAAUGGAUAAACUCCAGCUUUGUGUUAUGCCGUGCGACUUUGCACGCGCAUGAAUUUCGAGGCUCCCACACAGCUGAGCGCAUCCAGCAGGAGAUUGAGAAGAUGCUGAACAACUGGGGAAUAGAAAAAAAACGAGUUCAUGUCAUUUUGCGUGAUAACGCCGCAAAUAUGAAGAGAGCCAUGCUGGACAUGGGAGUACAGAGUCUGGGCUGUGUGGCGCACACAUUACAACUUGUCGUGCACGAGGGACUGCUAUCCCAGCGCAGCGUCACAGACACACUGGCAAACGCAAGAAAGAUAGUCGGCCAUUUCAAGCACUCCCCUCUGGCCUACUCCCGUCUGGAAGAUAUCCAGGUGGACUUGAACAUGGGUGUCAAGCGUCUGCAGCAAGAUGUGCAGACAAGAUGGAAUAGCAGCCUCUACAUGCUGCAGAGUCUGUUAGAACAAAAACGGGCUCUCAGUGUGUAUGCUGCUGAACGCACUCUACCAGCGACACUGACUGCUCACCAGUGGGAGCUGAUGGCGAAGACAGCAGAGGUGCUUGUUCCCUUUGAAGAGCUGACCAGGGAUGUGAGCAGAGAGACUGCAUCUGCAGCUGACGUGUUGCCUGCCAUUACAGACGUGUUCUCUCGAGAGAGGAAGAGCAAGACCAGGGAAUCAGGACAAUGAAGAGGGCUCUCCUUGAGGCAGUGGAGAAACGCUUUGCAAAUGUGGAAACAGAGCCACUCUUCUACAUGGCAACUCUACUCGACCCCAGAUACAAAGAUGGUUUCUUCACCAAGUCAGCCCACCUGGCGCAUGCCAAAGACCACCUCAUCGAGGAGGUAGCAAAGAAGAUGGAGGAGAGGAGGGCCACCACCAGCAAAGAGCCAGAGGCAGCAGAGCCAGUGAGCAAGUCCCCACGUCGUGAAGGAAGCAGCAGCCUGGCAAGCACCUUUGAUGAGUUGCACUAUGUUCUAAUGUGAAGAGUAUUUUUUCUGUUUCGACCGGAGAAUGUUCAAGCACUGCUUGCAUGCAAAAUUGUGUGUGAUGUGUUGUGUGUGUUACUUAUUAAAAUAUAAUAAUAAAUAAGGGACACCUUG